Molecule: messenger RNA, 2292 nt
Organism: Heterostelium album PN500
Lineage: Eukaryota; Evosea; Eumycetozoa; Acytosteliales; Acytosteliaceae
Product: FG-GAP repeat domain-containing protein
Exons: 5
Coding region: 1-2292 (763 amino acids)
Source: RefSeq, a predicted model, not a curated record
AUGAAAUCUAUAAAUAAAUAUUAUCAUACUUCUAUACAACUUUUAUUAUUAUUAAUCAUAUCAAUAUAUAUAGAUAAUGUACAUACUUUAAAAGGUGAUGAAAAUGCAAUUGCAGUGUUAGAUAAUAAAUAUAGAAACAAUCAUCCAAUUGUAUUGGAAGAGGUUUUAUUUAAUACAGAUCUUACUCAGGGUGGAAACAGUAGGUUGGAAUGUAAAGACGAACAAACCGAUAUGAUUUGGAGUACUCAGACACAUACCACUCUCAUUAAUACACCGUUGAUCACCGAUUUGUUUGGUGAGGGAUCGAAGGAUAUCGUGUUGGUCGGAACACAAAACUAUGUCGAUGUACUCAAAGGCAGCACCGGACAACGUGCGCUGGGAUGGCCGUUCAUCGCCGAUCGAUCGUCGUUCUCAGCCAGUCCACUGGUUCACGACAUUGACGGCGACGGCACCAACGAAGUGAUAGUGGCGACGCGCGACGCCGAGAUCAUCUUCCUCAACAGCUUGGGAAUGCCGCUGCAUUUCACAACACUGCGCGUUCCCCCACUAAAAGUAGCAAAGAACUGGUUCGACAUCACCGACAAACACGUCGAUGCAUCGUUCUCACUUCACGAUCGUGAUAACACACGUAAUGCCAAAGGAACAAAGUUAUAUAAAUCGAAUAAUGAUAAUGAUAACGAUGAGCGGAAGAAGAAAGAUGAUAGCUAUAAGCUAUCACCGAUACUCAAACAAAAGUAUGAUGAAUUCGACUUUCUUUAUUCGGUUCAGUAUCAGAGGUAUUUGGAUGAUAAUAUUCAAUAUUCAAACUAUUCGAAUAAGUAUAUUUGGGUUGAUGCACAUAUCUUGGCGACACCGGUCAUUGCAGAUAUCGAUCAAGAUGGAUCGAUGGAGUUGAUUGUCUCUGCCAGCUACUACUACGACUCUGAAUACUACUCGGUACCCAUUCACAACGCAACACUAGAGCGUGAUAUUAGCAUUGAGAAUUAUGCUGCCGGUGGUAUUAUUUGUUUCAACUUGAAAGAUAUGUCAAUUAAAUGGCAGACACGUAAGUACAUCAACAACAACAACAACAACAACAACAACAACAACAACAGUAAUAAACUAACAAUAAACAACAUUGUAGAUCUCGAUUUAACAACAGAUAAUAAAGUAUUUAAUGGAUAUGUAUUGGGUUCACCAACUGUUGUCGAUAUUAAUAACGAUGGUUACUUGGAGACUGUCAUCGGUACGAAUCUAGGAUUCCUGUAUGUUCUGGACUAUCAAGGUAAUCCUUUGUUUGAACCACUCUUUAUGGAUUCGAUCUAUGCCUCUGUCGUUGCACAAGACGUCAACGGUGACGGUAAAGUAGAGCUAAUCGUAUCGGACGUCAAUGGAAAUCUAGUUUGUUUAAAUAAUAUCGGUGAAGAACUAUGGGAAUCAAGAAUCAUUGGUAUGACUGAACAUCCCGUUUCAAUUGGUGAUAUUAAUGGUGAUGGUAUUCUAGAUGUUGUUGUAGGAUCGUUUAGCGGUGCUAUCUAUGCAUUUAGAGGAGAUACAGGUGAAGAACUCGUUGGAUUCCCAAUCAAAUUGAAAGCAUCUAUCAUGUCACCGCUACUGCUCGUCAAUCUAUCGCCGAACCAACAAGAACAAAAAGGAUUGUCAAUCGUUGUACACACAUCAGAUGGUGUACUACUAUCUAUAAACACAAGAGAGAGUUGCACAAAUAGAUUAGAUAUUGGUGAUAAUUCUGUAUCAAUGGUUCUAGCUUCAGAUUUAACAGGUGAUGGUUACUUGGAUUUACUUGUCAAUACGAUGUAUGGUGUUGUUUAUACUCUUACAACAAACUCACCUUUUACACCUAUGAAAGAGAGAGUUGCUUUCAAUCAAGGCAAGAAUGUCUAUACUUUCCAACAUGAGGGUAUUUAUAUCUCACAGGAGAAUAGAGACACCACCGAUAUUCUCGGUAGUGAAUUCACAUUGGCAUUCGAUAUCAUCGAUAAUGGAUUCAAUCGUUCAUCACCAAACAACUACAACGUUAGAGCAACCUACGGUGGCAAACAGAUAUUCACUAUGAAUUUUGAAUAUCCGGGAAGAAAAACAAUUACCAUUCCAGUGCCAGAGCGAUCACACAUGCGAGUGUUAACUCUAGAGAUGAAAGAUAAACAAGGUUUACAAUUCAGUGAUCAAAUCUCACUAUCUUUUAAUAUUCAUUUCUCAAGACUAUUAAAGUGGAUCAUUGUACUUCCGUUUUUCAUAGCUUCCACAAUUAUAAUAAUACAUCAACAAAAUACAAAGAGUUCACUUCCAUUAUAG